Messenger RNA from Dermatophagoides pteronyssinus (European house dust mite), 1847 nucleotides. It is a transcript of the gene Elp3, whose product is annotated as elongator complex protein 3. Lineage: Eukaryota; Metazoa; Arthropoda; Arachnida; Sarcoptiformes; Pyroglyphidae. The record is from RefSeq and is a predicted model, not a curated record. Gene Ontology annotation, molecular function: acyltransferase activity, transferring groups other than amino-acyl groups; iron-sulfur cluster binding. Gene Ontology annotation, biological process: tRNA wobble base 5-methoxycarbonylmethyl-2-thiouridinylation. Gene Ontology annotation, cellular component: elongator holoenzyme complex; nucleus; cytoplasm.
CAAACGUGUACACUUUGCCAUGCUGUAAACAUUGAGAUUCGAUUGAAUUUUUUUUUUUUAAUUAAAUGUUUCUAUUGAGCUAAUCACCGAAAUAAAGAUGGGCAAGAAAAAUAAAAAAAAUUUGAGCAAUGGAUUAAGCAAAUCCGAAAUAAUGGUAACAGUUGUUGCCGAAAUUAUUGCAGAACUAAUCAAAGCUGAUCGACAAGAUUAUUCAGUCGAUUUGAAUCGUUUAAAAUGUAUGCUUGCACAAAAAUAUGGACUUGAUUCACAGCCACGUUUAGUCGAUAUAAUUGCUGCCGUUCCACAUGAACAUCGUCAAUCGUUAUUGCCUAAAUUACGUGCAAAACCAGUACGAACAGCAUCAGGUAUUGCUGUUGUUGCUGUUAUGUGUAAACCUCAUCGAUGUCCACAUAUAAAUAUGACUGGUAAUAUUUGUGUUUAUUGUCCAGGUGGUCCGGAUUCGGAUUUUGAAUAUUCAACACAAAGUUAUACCGGUUAUGAACCGACAUCGAUGCGAGCUAUACGUGCUCGUUAUGAUCCAUAUCAACAGACACGAAGUCGAGUGGAACAACUUCGACAGCUAGGACAUUCAGUUGAUAAAGUUGAAUUUAUUGUAAUGGGUGGUACAUUUAUGUCAUUGCCAGCUGAUUAUCGUGAUUAUUUCAUUCGAAAUCUACAUGAUGCAUUAUCUGGUCAUCAAAGUAAAUCGGUAGACGAAGCUGUAAGAUAUUCGGAAGAAUCAAAAACGAAAUGUAUUGGAAUUACAAUCGAAACUCGUCCGGAUUAUUGCUUAAAACGACAUCUUUCUGAUAUGCUUACAUAUGGUUGUACACGAUUGGAAAUCGGUGUACAAUCAGUAUAUGAAGAUGUUGCACGUGAUACAAAUCGUGGUCAUACAGUCAAAGCUGUACAAGAAUCAUUUUGUUUAGCUAAAGAUUGUGGCUACAAGGUGGUCGCACAUAUGAUGCCAAAUUUACCAAAUGUACCAUUGGAUCGUGAUUUAUCUCAAUUUGAAGAAUUUUUCCAGAAUCCUGAUUUUCGUGCUGAUGGUUUAAAAAUCUAUCCAACAUUGGUUAUUCGUGGUACCGGUCUAUAUGAAUUAUGGAAAACUGGCCGUUAUCGUUCAUAUCCAUCAUCAGUUUUAGUCGAUCUUUUGGCACAGAUAUUGGCAAUGGUACCACCAUGGACCCGUGUAUAUCGUGUACAACGUGAUAUUCCUAUGCCAUUGGUUACAUCGGGUGUUGAACAUGGUAAUAUUAGAGAAUUAGCUUUAGCUCGUAUGCGUGAUUUAGGUACUAAAUGUAAAGAUGUUCGAACAAGAGAAGUUGGCAUCCAGGAAAUUCAUCAUAAAGUUCGUCCUGAACAAAUUGAACUUAUACGAAGAGAUUAUUAUGCUAAUGGUGGAUGGGAAACAUUUCUUUCCUAUGAAGAUGUUGAACAAGAUAUUCUAGUCGGAUUGCUUCGUCUUCGUAAAUGUUCACUGCAAACAUUUCGACCAGAAUUAAAACAAACAAAAUCAGAAACAAUAAAAAAUCAAUUUGGAUUGACAAAAGGAUGUUCAAUAGUUCGUGAGCUACAUGUUUAUGGAAGUGUUGUACCUGUUUCAUCAAAAGAUUUGAAAAAAUUUCAACAUCAAGGUUUUGGUAUGUUAUUAAUGGAAGAAGCAGAAAGAAUAGCACAAUUUGAACAUAAUUCCGGAAAAAUUGCAGUCAUUUCAGGUGUUGGAACUCGUCAUUAUUAUCGAAAAUUAGGCUAUCAAUUAGAUGGUCCAUAUAUGUCAAAAUGUUUGUAAAAAUAAAAAUAAAUAAAAUAAAUGCAUUCUGAUGCUAUGUUUUCAACAAAAAAAA